UUUACUUUUCUAACAUUGACCACCCCAACUCAAAACAAAACAGAAGAAGGCAAGCUACAUUUGAUCUCGUGACAGUGAAACCCUAACAUUGAAAGAUGUUGAGAGUUGCAGGGAGGAGGCUCUCAUCUCAGCCGUGGAAGCCACCACAUACAACCUCUGCCUUCCUCGCCGGAAACACUCCCCUUAAUCAUCAUGCCGCCGCCGCCGCCGAUGCUGACGCCGACAACUCCAGAUCCACUAAUUGUCCUCUUCCUUUCGCUUUCCCUUCCCGCUUUCCGAAUCUAAUCAGAGGUUUCUCUUCUGAUGCCCUCACUCCAGGACAUGAUAUGGGUAUGAUCUCGGACCUCCCAGCUACUGUGGCAGCUGUGAAAAACCCAACUUCAAAAAUUACCUAUGAUGAGUACAAUCAUGAGCGUUAUCCGCCUGGUGACCCCAACAAGCGUGCAUUUGCAUAUUUUGUCUUGACAGGUGGCAGGUUUGUGUAUGCCUCUUUACUUCGUCUCUUGAUCCUCAAGUUGGUUCUGAGCAUGUCUGCGAGCAAAGAUGUUCUUGCCCUUGCUUCUCUUGAGGUUGACCUCUCCAGCAUUGAGCCUGGGACAACUGUUACUGUCAAGUGGCGUGGGAAGCCAGUUUUCAUCAGGCGUCGGACGGAAGAGGACAUUAACUUGGCUAACAGUGUUGAUGUUGCAUCUCUUCGUGACCCACAGGAAGAUGCCGCCAGGGUUAAGAAUCCAGAAUGGCUUAUUGUUGUCGGUGUCUGCACCCACUUGGGAUGCAUUCCCUUACCAAAUGCUGGCGACUUCAACGGUUGGUUUUGCCCCUGCCACGGUUCACACUAUGACAUCUCUGGCAGGAUUCGCAAGGGACCGGCACCAUAUAAUCUAGAGGUGCCCACUUAUAGUUUCUUGGAAGAAAACAAGUUACUUAUCGGGUGAGUGUUAGUAGGGGAGUUCAUUUUUUGAGCAUUAGUGCUACUGCAUGAUGUCAUAAUAGAAAUUUUCUUACAGAUGAGGGAAGUUUGAUUUUGCGAAUUUAUUUAAUUUUCCUUUUGGCUAUUUUGUUUGCUUUACACAUUUAGAUAUUCUGUCUGCCGAGAAAUCUGGGCAGGAAACUCAGAUUCUGAAUAAUACAACUGGAAAUUUAUUGAGCGUUUUCAGUUUUGAGGGUACGAAAAGUAAAUUCUAUUAAAUAACAGAAUUGUUUUGAGA
Pistacia vera is the source of this 1208-nucleotide messenger RNA. Its product is annotated as cytochrome b-c1 complex subunit Rieske-4, mitochondrial-like. Gene Ontology annotation, cellular component: membrane. Lineage: Eukaryota; Viridiplantae; Streptophyta; Magnoliopsida; Sapindales; Anacardiaceae. Gene Ontology annotation, molecular function: 2 iron, 2 sulfur cluster binding; quinol-cytochrome-c reductase activity. The record is from RefSeq and is a predicted model, not a curated record. The transcript is spliced from 2 exons. Gene Ontology annotation, biological process: mitochondrial electron transport, ubiquinol to cytochrome c. Bases 96 to 935 code for a protein of 279 amino acids.